Messenger RNA from Bursaphelenchus xylophilus (pine wood nematode), 1951 nucleotides. The record is from the annotation of a GenBank genome assembly. Lineage: Eukaryota; Metazoa; Nematoda; Chromadorea; Rhabditida; Aphelenchoididae.
AUGUCGGGGUUCUGUUAUACUGGUUUUUCUUCCCCGGACAACGUGGCCAACGGAACCAGACGUCCAAAAUCACGGCCAACGGAACCAGAAGUCCAAAAGGAAACACAACAUUCUGGCAAAUCAGGUGGGUUUUCUAAUGUUUCCGAAGGUUUUGGACGUUCAUUCGGCCACAAUUCCCCGUACGGAUUCGAAACCGCCCGGUACUCGCACUUUUCGUCUCGGGUAAACCAGAACGCUGCCGGUAAGAGUGGUUUUUGAGUUUUUUACCUUGUUUUAGUACAAUCAACUGGAGCGCGCGGGUUUGGGAGCCGUUUGUUUGGUGAAAAGUCCGAGCAGCAUGUUGGACUUCGGGAACUCAAAAAUCGAAACCGGAUAUCCAACGGAUUUGGAAAAGUAGAAUCGGACGACAUGUAUGACCCAUCUGGAACCCUUGAAACACAAUCUGAUAGAAGUUCUGCCGGAAGCCGAGGACGCACUAGGCCACGCCAACUCGGGAGCAGCCGGACGAGCGGAUCCACAGAUGUUACGAUUGAAAGCGUAGGAACUGUCACGGGAGCACUUCGUUUUCUCCAUCUAUCUGCUGCCACUGAGAAAUCGCCGUGUAAUAGUACAGGGUUUGGCCACAAUUCCAAUGAAGAAGUGGGUGUCUUGGGACUCACGGUAAGGUAAUACCUCGAUAUUUGUGAUUUCGUGUUAUAGACCAAUUGUUUCGUUGAAUCCCGUGAUCCAUUGUCGGUUCAUUCUUACCUUCUCGAUCGGUGUUUCAAAUGCAGGGAAUCGGUAACGGACUGGGGAAAGGGUUACCAUCCCGCUGAAUGCAAGGAUGCCCUUCAGGGAUUCAUGACGUGGAACUUUGAGACGACCAAGACCAAGUUCUACUGUGAAAAAAAGUUUUCCAACUAUCAAACGCUAUCUGCUGCGGAAGUGCGCAAAUUCUACAAGAUCCUGGGCAAACUCACUCCGGGCACGGAAGAUAAGUUUGAAGAGGAAUUCGGCAACAUUCUUCGUACAAUUGAAGGGUUUGGCAACAUGGGCGGUGGGUUUUAGUGGCAUGGGUUCGGCAUUUUGAACAACAUCCCUUGUUUUUAUUGCUUGUAUGUAGGCCGAUCGUUGGUUGUGGCGUAUGAUCUGUUCUGGAGGAAGCUUAGUGUGACCGAAGCCUUCGAAUUCAAACUCCAUGAUUUGCGAAUCGAGCAGGUUCGCAUUCCAGUCGAUGGCGACAAGAAUUUCCGAGGAUAUGAGUUGAGUUUUUCCACCGGAAGUCCUGGGGGAUUUGGUGAACCCGUAAUGGAAGUUGCUGCUUUGAGAAGUCAGUAUAACGCUGUUUUUGUUAAUCCAUAAGUUUCGUUAUCAUCAGCACUUGAAAACUGCUUAUAGGGAAGCUGAAAUGCAAUGGAGUUUAUGGGUUUCCGAUCUUCAUUUGUAUCAGAGAAGACUACCACAGUGUUCAGUGGCAUAACGCGGACGCCAGCUGGCCAGAUGAUAUUCCAAGAAAGACCAUCUCAAAGGUCAGACUGAACACUACGGUUUACCAAUGUGGACCUGAACCAGUGGCAAAAAAUGUAUCAUUUUGCAUCCGGGAAGUAUCAAAAAAGUUGCAAAAUGCCUCCAACUAAAAAAAAACUCCGUUUUGAACUUCGCGCCCUUUCUCUCACAAAAAGAGUGGGCGCGCUUUUGAAAUCGGAGUUUUUUCACUUGGAGAGGGAGGUAUUUUGCUGCAUUUUGGAUACUUCCCGGAUGCAAAAUGGUACGUUUUUGGCCAAUGGAUCAGGUCCGCCACUGAACGUAUCUAACUUUUCUUGCGGAAAUUCGGAAAAAAUUCCUAAUUUUUUGUCCGACUUUUGCCCUAAAAAAUUGGUCUAAAUUUGUGCCAAGUUUCAUCAAAAUCUGACUCGCACUUGGAGUACUUCGCAGUCAGUUUAUUAAUGAUCUUUUAUUUCUUCAGAACUAA